AUGUCGGAUGUGGCGGAGUUCGAACGCGCCGUGCUGAUUGCCUUCCACUUCUGUAACGCCGUCAAGGCCCAGGCGGACGGUUGGCGAGCCGAGCUGCAGCUAUUUGAGCAUUCCGAGCACGAACAGGUCAAGUUUUACGCUUUACAGGCACUUCAGGAGGCGCUGGCCAAAGGUGUAGCGGACGAUGUGGCCUUGGCCGUCCGCGUGGAGCUGUUGGCCUGGCUGCAGAGUCAUGUGGCGUACGUGGAGAGCAAAUCGCCCUUCCUCAAGACCAAACUGGCCGUCGUUAUCACCCUACUCAUCAAAAGAGAUUACCCGGAUCGGUGGCCAACAGCCUUCACUGAGCUAUUAGCGCUCUUGCCGCAAGGCGCGUCUAUCGUGGAGAUGUACUUUCGUAUUUUACAGGCUAUUAAUGAGGAAAUCGUCGAGUUUGACGCACAGAGGACGCAGCAGGAGGCCGCGCACAAUAUGAGAAUCAAGGACGCCAUGCGCGAAGGAUCCUGCAUGCGGGAGAGCUUCGACGCCAUCGCGCGCGUGCUGGUUAAUGCGGAUGCGAGCGACGUCAUGCGUCAGCUGAGUGCGAGUGCACUGGAAACGCUCAAGAGAUACAUUAGCUGGGUGGAUAUCGGCCUCGUGGUGAACGAUACGCUGUGGCCAUUGCUGGUUAAACUGCUGCGCGAGAGCGAGACGUUCCGCUGUCAAGCGGCCAAUUGCGUGUUCGAGGUUAUUGACAAAGGUAUGACGCCGGAGAAGAAACUGGCCAUGCUACAGCAACUGCAGAUUCUGGAAAUGUUGGCCGCGUUGCCGAUCCGGGAGGACGAGGAGUUUGCCGAGGAAAUCGGCGAAGUAAUUAACUCUGUCGGAGUGGAACUUGUGACGUGUAUGGACGCCUUCCGUCACACAAACCGGGCCGACUUGCUGCAGGCCAGCGGCGCUCUGUUGUGUCAACUGAUGCCGCUUGUAUGGGAGCUGUUUGCGCACGAAUCGAAGGACGUGUCCGAGGAAGUGUUUGAGAUUGUUAAUGCUGUGGGCGGCGCGUUGCUACGUACAGAGACACAGGCGGCCGGAAAGCCCCAAAGCGAGGCGGAAGUGUUCCGGCCGUCGGCGUACAUUCCGCAGAUUUUGCAUGGAAUCUAUCGACAGACGCGGUUCCCGGAAGACUCGGACUCGGAUGUUGCAGAGUUCGAAGAGUACCGACGCAGUCAGUACACGAUUUUCCUUAACAUUAUUCGCCAGCGUCCGCAUGACACGCUCGCUUUCCUCACGAACCUGGCUCAAACGCUGCCGGCGCAGUUCGCUGAGAUUGAUCCGCGUGACCUUGAGAGCUUCUUAUCGCUGGUGUAUCGAUUCAAGGAAGGGAUUGCGCCCUUGAAAGCUGUAGCUGCUCCUUUCAACGAGCCCACGAGUCCGCUGUCUCUCAUGGUCGUGCAGAUUCACAGCAGUAUGCUGGCCGCGUCUAAUAGCGCGGCAGUGUUGCACCCGUCUGUGCUGCUUACGUACUUCGAUUUCGCUGUACGGUACAGCAAAGUACUUCAGAACGAGUCUGCGUUGAUCCCCGCAGUACUGGAGAUGAUGUUCGGCCCACGCGGACUGGCACAUUCUGCCGCGCACGUGCGUUCUCGUGUGUGUUACCUGUGCUUGCGGCUUGUGAAGGCUAUCGGAGCCUCGGUGAACCCUCACGCGUCCAGUAUUCUAAACGCGUUGCAGCCACGUCUCGCGAUUGCCAACGAGCGCCAAGAGAUCGCUAGCAAAAACAACCCAACGUAUCUAGCGUACGAUGACCAGUUGUACCUGUUCGAGCUCGCGGGCCAGAUUAUCGUUUCGCUCGUGCUCCCACCAGAGGAAACAGGUGUGAAUGUCAAACAGCUACGAUACCGGUACACGAUCGCCGUGCUGGACCCGCUCCUGCAAGGCUUGAAUACAACACUCAAUGAGUUGGCGAACGGCACACUAACUGAUGAAGAGUAUGUUACGGAACGUUGCGCUUCUCACCUUAACGCGAUCGCCCACGUACUGAAGGCGUUCAAGGGCACAGACUGUAUGGCGAACCACCAGGAAACGUUUACACAGGUGCUCACGGCCGCGGCGUGCGUGCUGCGUGCACUGCCCCGUACGCCGCGCGUACGCUCUAAGGUUAUAUUCACACUACACCGCUUGACUACUGUGCUAGAUCGUGAACAUUUCCUGGGCAACGUACAGGAGACACUGCAGACGCUGAUGAUGGGCUGCGAACAGCCUGAAGUUGUGGAGAUCGUGCAGCUGGUGGACCAGCUUAUUAUCAAGCACAAACAGGCUCUGGGCGGAUUCCUGGACAAGACGACACUGCCAUUCGUACAGCACCUAUGUGCGUUGAUGCCCGAAGGCAGCGCGACGACAAACAGUGAGACGAAGGACGCGCCGCAGCUCGAACGUGAAGCCACACAGAAGUAUCUUUACACGUUCCUGCUGCACCUGGUCACGCACGGCCUGGAUGCCGUGCUGAUCAGCGCGCAGAACGUCGCGCAGCUGGAAAACAUGCUGCGUCUCGUGUUGGAAGGCUGUGCCGAGGUGCAAGACGCUAACAUAAACCGCGCGUGCUUCUCGAUAGGUAGUAUGCUGGUAGAGCGUUGGAUCGGCAACGGGAUGGCGCCGUCGCCGGCGAGCGAGGCGUCCGGCACGGCAACAGCUGCCACGUCGGCAGCGUCCAUGGCUCUGCGUGCUGAACUCCGCGCCGAACUAUCCGUCGAUGGCAAGGCGCGGUUCACGCAGAUUGCCGUGCAGGACUUCACGCGCGCCAUGUUCGCCGUGACCAAGAUGCGUCACUUCGACAUCGACGACAUGCAGACAAUGCUGGCUGUCAAGGAAAUCGUCAACAUGCAGGCGGUCCUGGCGGCGUCACUGGGCGUCGAGUACUUGACGUUCCUGCGCGACGUGUUUCUGCCGUCGCUGGGCUGUCCGCCAGAACUCGCAGGCCCGUACACGGAACAGGUCGCGACGGGAGACCGCAAGAAGAUCCUGAACGCGUACAAGGCGCUGGUGAGCAGGAUGAAUUAG
Phytophthora infestans T30-4 is the source of this 3033-nucleotide messenger RNA. Its product is annotated as exportin-T, putative. The record is from RefSeq and is a predicted model, not a curated record. Gene Ontology annotation, biological process: tRNA re-export from nucleus. Lineage: Eukaryota; Oomycota; Peronosporomycetes; Peronosporales; Peronosporaceae. Gene Ontology annotation, molecular function: tRNA binding; small GTPase binding. Gene Ontology annotation, cellular component: nuclear pore; cytoplasm; nuclear matrix. The coding region runs from base 1 to 3033 and encodes 1010 amino acids. The transcript has 2 exons.